This is a messenger RNA of Rodentolepis nana, 885 nucleotides long. The record is from the annotation of a GenBank genome assembly. NCBI's taxonomy places the organism in Eukaryota, Metazoa, Platyhelminthes, Cestoda, Cyclophyllidea, Hymenolepididae.
AUGUUUCCCCGCUGUAAAAACUGCUACAGUGUCAUGAAUAAUACUAAAAUACCAUCAUCAGUAAAAAAUUCCGAUUAUGUUUGGGAUCAGUUAUCCCUGAAAAUUGCGACCGCAACUCUACAGACUGUUACGAAUAUCAUAUCGGCCUACCAAGCGAAUUUCCAGAAACAGCAUGCCCAGGCUCAAGUCAUGGCAAAUAUGCAGAAACAAGGUCAAUCUCUAGUGAAUCUCCAGAGGCAUCAGGGUCAGACAAGCGUUCCGAAACAGGAGGAAAAACAGCCAACCCUUAUCCAGACCCAAGCUAAUGCUCAAAAGCCACAGCAACAGGUGCAGCAAACUCAGCAGCAACAGCGUGUUACGACUUUCCCGGAAAACGUUCGCUUCACUACCCAAGUCCCCUCAAUCAUCAUUAAUCGAACCCCUCAGCAACAUCUACAAGCUGCACAUACUGCUCAAAUAAAUUCACCAACGGCAGGUCAACAGGCCAGUAUCAGCGUGAGUAACAACACACGUAUUGCUCAUUCCACUGCUGUGCUAUCUACGCCUCAACGAGGUGCUUGGGGGAACCAAGUUUCCCAAUCACCGAGUAGCACCACCUCUCAAUUGACCAAUUCUCUGCCGACAGCUCAAAUUAUUCGACCUCAGUCUACCCAACAGAGGACAUUGCCUCAACAGCAGCAGCAGCAAAUACAAACUCAUAGUCAACAGUCAUCGCCUCAAGUGCAAUUUCAACAAUUUCAGCAACAGCAGCAGUUUCGCGCAGCUGUUGCGGGCAUGGUGUCUAGGAAUCCGCUCGAUUACAUAUCUUGGACGAGGCAGUUUAGUACCUCUCAAGGAUUUGAUUCGGUUGCAUCAGUGAAUCCACUUGGGUUAGCCUUUGCCUAG